Messenger RNA from Rhinichthys klamathensis goyatoka, 2227 nucleotides. It is a transcript of the gene nelfb, whose product is annotated as negative elongation factor complex member B. Gene Ontology annotation, biological process: negative regulation of transcription elongation by RNA polymerase II. The record is from RefSeq and is a predicted model, not a curated record. Bases 156 to 1898 code for a protein of 580 amino acids. Gene Ontology annotation, cellular component: nucleus; NELF complex. The transcript has 13 exons. Lineage: Eukaryota; Metazoa; Chordata; Actinopteri; Cypriniformes; Leuciscidae.
GACGUUGCAACUGAUGACGUUGCACAGUUAGGAAGUGGGCGAAUACAGAAAACAACGAACAAUGCAAAUCUAGCCAAAAUUAGUCGUAUUUCUGUUGUCAAUGAAUUUCUUUAUUUUUUCAUAGUGGAGAGUUAAAAUAGAGAGAGCGUCUCAAAAUGUUCGCAGGGUUACCUGAGCUGGGAAUAUCCAAUGGAGAAGAUCUGAAAGAAACUCUCACUAACUGUACAGAACCUCUGAAAGCCAUCGACCAGUUUCAGGCGGAAAAUGGCAUAUUGUUGCCAACCCUACAGUCUGCAUUGCCUUUCUUGGAUCUUCACGGGACUCCGCGGCUGGAGUUUCAUCAGUCAGUGUUUGAUGAGCUUCGAGAUAAGCUGAUGGAGCGCGUUGCCACCAUUGCCGAGGGCAAGGAGGAGGACAGAUACGUAAAGCUGGAAGAACUUCUUGAGAAAAGCUUCCCAUUGGUGAAGAUGCCGUCCAUACAGCCCGUUGUCAUGCAAGUGCUCAAACAUCUGCUAAAGGUGCCUGAGAAGAAGCUGAAGCAGGUUAUGGCCGAUAAAGAGCUGUACAAAGUCUGUUCUGUGGAGGUGAAACGGCAAAUUUGGCAGGACAAUCAGGCUCUUUUCGGGGACGAGGUGUCUCCGCUCUUGAAACAGUAUAUUGUGGAGAAGGAGACGGCUCUUUUUAGCAACGACCUCUCCAUCCUUCACAACUUUUUCAGUCCUUCGCCCAAAACACGGCGACAGGGUGAGGUGGUGCUGAAGCUGACUCAGAUGAUUGGGAAGAACGUGAAGCUCUACGAUAUGGUACUACAGUUCCUGCGGACGCUGUUCCUGCGCACACGAAACGUGCACUACUGCACCCUACGUGCUGAGCUGCUCAUGUCCCUUCAUGACCUCGACAUCAGUGAGAUCUGUUCAGUCGACCCCUGUCACAAGUUUUCUUGGUGUUUGGAUGCCUGCAUCAGGGAAAAGUUUGUGGAUGCUAAACGGGCUCGUGAGUUGCAAGGCUUCCUGGAUGGUGUGAAGAAAGGGCAGGAACAAGUGUUAGGUGACCUGUCGAUGAUCCUCUGUGAUCCAUUUGCCUGUAACACUCUAGUGUUGAGCACCGUGAGGAACCUUCAGGAGCUAUUGAGCCAGGACGCCCUACCCAGAGACAGCCCUGAACUUCUCCUCCUGCUGCGGAUGCUUUCUCUUGGCCAGGGGGCCUGGGACAUGAUUGACAGCCAGGUUUUCAAAGAGCCCCGAAUGGAUUUGGAGGUGGUAACACGCUUUCUGCCUGCCAUGAUGUCAAUAGUGGUGGAUGACUACACUUUCACUGUGGAGCAGAAACUACCAAGUGAGGAGAAGACCUCUCUCACGUACCCCACCACCCUGCCUGAAACCUUCUCCAGGUAUAUACAGGAAAACAGGGUGGCAUGUGAGAUCGGUCUUUAUUAUGCACUUCAUAUCGCUAAGCAGAGGAAUAAAAAUGCUUUACAACGGCUUCUGCCUGGACUGGUGGAUACCUAUAACGACAUGGCGUUUGGAGACAUCUUCCUCCAUCUUCUCACUGGUCAUCUAACUCUGCUCUCUGAUGAAUUUGGAUCAGAGGAGUUCUGCACUGCUGUCUUUGACAACUUCCUCCUCACAUCUUUCUCUAGUAAGGAGAACGUUCACAGACACAGUCUUCGCUUGCUGAACCAUCUCCAUCAGAAGGUGCUGGCGUCCUACAUGGAAACUAUAAUGAAGACACUUGAACCACCAAAACAGAGCAGUGAGUCAGUGAAAGAACUGUACACCCUGUUGAAGGAGAAGCUUGAGGCUUCUAAGAAAAGCCCCCCUGAACCAGAGGAAGCCCCCUCUCUGGAUUUAGGCCUUCACCCUGUUACUGUGCCUCCCACCCCUACGACCCCUGUCUGACAGAGACUGGACGCUCCAGCCACUAGAGAGCAGCAACAGCAGCAAUGGAGGUAGAUGACUCAUCUAAUGGCAAAAGACUGACCUAAACAUGUGUAAAAUGGAACUGUGCUGGUUAUAAGACUUAGUUUAGUUGUUUUUCGUGUUUCCCGCUUUUAUAAAGGUCAUUUUAAAGCAUUUUCCAAUUUUCAAUUUUGUGUUUCGAUUUCUACGCUUCUUUUAAGAAAAUUUAGUCUUGUCUUAUGUAAAGCAUCUCAUGGUUGAAUAUCAUUUGCUUUGGAUGGAGUCAGUGUGACAAACCCUUGUGUAAAUAAAAUAAUUGAUUAGACAAA